Molecule: messenger RNA, 2604 nt
Organism: Manihot esculenta (cassava)
Lineage: Eukaryota; Viridiplantae; Streptophyta; Magnoliopsida; Malpighiales; Euphorbiaceae
Product: glycerophosphodiester phosphodiesterase GDPDL7
Exons: 10
Coding region: 1-2604 (867 amino acids)
Biological process (GO): lipid metabolic process
Molecular function (GO): glycerophosphodiester phosphodiesterase activity
Source: RefSeq, a predicted model, not a curated record
AUGGAUCCUUCUUCGGGUUCCGGGUUGGGCCGGAGGAUAGGAACAAGGCUGGACUCAAACGGGAUCAGCUCGAGGUACAGUAAAGACGAGGCCGGCCUGGCGGUGAGGCUGAGCGGACUGGACCCAGUUGGCGAUAUGAAGAAAAUGAUCAGGUUUUUUAUUCUCAUUUCCUUGUUGAUUCAUGUAUCUUCAAAACCAGCAAGCACCAAGAAAUGGCUAACUCUAAAUGGCCGGCCACCUACUAUAAUGGCAAGAGGAGGGCUUUCAGGGGUUUUCCCUGAAUCAUCUUUCUUGGCAAUUCAAAUGGCAAUGGAUUUUGGGACAAAAGGGACAGUUUUGUACUGCAAUUUACAAUUAACAAAAGAUGGGGUUGGAUUAUGCCAAGAAGACAUGAAUCUUCAAGUUUCAACAAAUAUAGAUAUGAAGUUUCCAAAUGAUGAAAAAACCUAUAAAAUUAAUGGCAAGGAUGUGAAAGGCUGGUUUGCUGUGGAUUAUACAAUUGAUGAUAUGCUCAAAGCCAAUGUAACAGGUAAAAGUUUGUUUAAUGUUUUGGUCUAUUCAGGGAUGCAAACUGUAUUAAAUCGGCCGGAUUUUCUUGACGAUAUGUUUCCCCUUCUCACCGUUGAAGAAAUUUUCCAAAAUGACUUCUCUUCAUUUUGGUUGAAUGUUCAGUUCAAUAUGCAGAAUGCUGCGUUCUAUUCACAACAAAAACUAAAUCUGGCAUCAUAUAUUCAAGGGGAAAAAUCAUUUCGGAAGGUCAAGUACAUAUCUUGUGCAGAGAUAGAUUUCUUGAAGACAAUGAAUGGGAAAGUGAACAAGGUCAGGACUCAACUUAUCUUUGUUUUCCGGGGAAAAGAUGAAAUUGAACCCUCAACAAACCAAACAUAUGGUUCAAUAUUGGAAAAUCUUGCUUCAGUCAAGGCAUUUGCAUCUGGGAUUGUUGUCCCAAAAGAUUACAUUUGGCCUGUAAACAAAGCCAAGUAUUUGGAGGAUCCCACUACUCUUGUCCCUGAUGCUCAUGAACUGGGUCUACAAGUCUAUGCUACUGGCUUUGCUAAUGACUUUCUCAACGUCUUUAAUUAUUCUUAUGAUCCUAUAGCCGAGUACUUGAAUUUCAUUGAUGCUCCCCAGUUUUCUGUUGAUGGAGUGAUUACAGAUUUCGCUAACACAGCAGCAUCAGCUAUUGGUAAUGUAUUAUCACCAUGUCUCUAUAUUCAUCUGUCAUUUUCUUACCAAUAUGCAUCUAAUUUAAACAAAAGGGUUGUAAGAAAACAACUCGAUAUAAUGCUUUGCAACCUACAGAGAUAUAAACCUUUGAUCAUAUCACAUAAUGGAGCGAGUGGAAUUUACUCUAACUGCACAGAUCUUGCUUAUGAAGAAGCAUUAACCGAUGGAGCUGACAUAAUAGAUUGCAAAGUUCAAAUGACAAAGGAUGGGAUGGCAUUUUGUAUGGGUUCUGCAGAUCUUGCAGGAGAAACUACCGCAGUGGCUACCUUCCAAACGCGAGUUGCCACCAUCCCAGAAAUUCAAGUCCGUCCUGGAAUCUUUUCUUUUGACCUCACAUGGAGUGAAGUUCAGACAUUGAAACCUCAAUUGGGAAGCCCUUUUGGAAUGCAACAAAAAUAUCCAAGAAAUCCUGCAUACAAGAACGCAGGUAAAUUGGUGACUCUGGGUCAGUUUCUGGAAUUAGCGAAAACCAAGGCAGCAUAUGGAAUAUUAAUCAACAUAGAGAAUGCUGCUUACCUAGCUGCAAAGAAGGGUCUUGAUAUAAUCGGCGCCGUUAACGCUGCCUUGAGCAAAGCCUCUUUGGACAAGGAGUCAACACUACAAGUCCUAAUCCAAUCAGAUGACACUUCAGUAUUGUCCAAAUUUAAGACUGUCCCCUCAUACCAAAGAGUGUUUGCCAUUACAAACGACAUAGGUGAUGCACCCAUGCAGUCUAUAGAUGAAAUCAAGAAGUUUGCUGAUGCAGUUAAUAUCCUUAGACAAUCCGUCAUUGUAGUAAACCAAGGUGGUACUAGAACGCAAGGCCUUAUUAAAUCUGUAACCAAUGUUGUAGAAGAACUGAAAAGAGCAAAUCUAACAGUAUACAUCUCAGUCAUGAGAAAUGAAUUCUUUUCUCUUGCAUUUGAUUAUAUGGCUGAUCCUACAGUAGAAAUUGCUACAUUUGCUGAAUUCAACAUGGAUGGGCUUGUAAGCGAGUACCCAGCAACUGUAAACAGAUAUUUCAAGUUUUUUUUUUUCUUUGUAGGAAUCAGAGUUUUAAUCUAUCCAACAGAUAACAAUGGUUUUUGCUUUGGUCUUGCAGCUAAUGUAUGUUCAGAUCUCGACACUACUCCCUACGUAAUAGCGAUUCAACCACCAUAUCUAAUUCAGCUCCUUGGUAACAUACCAGGACCAGCAAGUGCUCCUAAUCCGCCUCUGAAACCUGCAGAUGUUGUUGACCCAGCAUUACCACCAGUAGCCAAAAUCACCGACGCUGAUAGCACCCCUGCUGCUCCAGGCAGUGAUAAAAAAUCUUCAAGUGCUCUACUAAAUGCAGAUGUUUUGGGUUCUUUUCUGGUGGCAAGUUUGGUGUUAGGCUUUCUCUGUAAAGGAUAUUAA